Molecule: messenger RNA, 435 nt
Organism: Meloidogyne enterolobii
Lineage: Eukaryota; Metazoa; Nematoda; Chromadorea; Rhabditida; Meloidogynidae
Source: the annotation of a GenBank genome assembly
AUGGUUGUACCCCAGGGUGGUGAAUUUAAAUUGACAUGUAGAGCUGUUGGAGUUCCCGACCCCUAUAUUAAUUGGCGUUUGAAUUGGCAAGAUGUUUGUGAACCUCCUAGAUGCCAGCAAGUUUCUGAGGGUGGUGUUGGCACUCUUACAGUUCAGAAUGCCCAGCCAUUAGACCAAGGUGCCUACACUUGCGAAGCUAUAAACGUCAAAGGCCGAGUACUAGCAACUCCAGACUGUAUCGUUCGUAUAGUCUCUAUACCAGCACCAGAACCCCCUCCAGAAUCACGUGCUCCAAAACCAGAACAGAGAACCUGUUCUAGUCCAACAACUUAUCAAGCACCUCAGGGCUGUCUUCGCUGCUUUUGUUUUGGAGUUACUGAUCGUUGUCGUUCUAGUAUGCUUUUCAGAACAAAGGUAGGCGCUUUAAGUUUUUAA